AUGUUUCAAAUUUCCUUCAAGUACUACAAAUCGAGAAAUCCACCACCUACAUUCGAGAAUGUGAUCGUUAUCGGCAUGGAUCAUCCUAAUCUACAUCAAUCUGUGCAGCUAAGCCAUAUCGACGGAAGUAAUUGUUUAGGCUUAAAACCACCUAAAGAGUGGAAGUUGUACCAUCUGUCAACCAGACCGGGAUUGCUCUUGCUGGCCAAUCCAUUCACCUGCGAAGGCCAGCGGCACUGGAUGAUGCGUAGCUUGGUGGAUUAUCCGGCGCCACCCAACACCACCAACCAAAGCAAUAUAGCACAAUGUGCAACGAACCGCGGUUCCUGGUGGGAAACGCUACGAAGAAUUCCAAAUGUUACCGAACGGCAGAAAUUCGCCAAACAGCUACGAUGGGUUACGCUAGGCUAUCAGUACGAUUGGACGAAUAAGGUGUACGAUGAGGCACGUAAAGAAAGCUUUCCAUCGGAACUGGCCUCGCUGGUUAGGUACGUCGCUACCGUACUUCAGUACGAACGGUUUUCACCAGAGGCAGCCAUCGUUAAUUACUAUCCGAUCGGAUCAACGCUUGCCGGUCACACGGAUCACUCCGAGAACGAUCAGAUGGCACCUCUGUUUUCCUUCAGCUUCGGGCAGCCCGCAGUGUUUCUGAUCGGUGGCACUACGCGCGAUGAACGACCGGAUGCUGUUUUGCUGCGUAGUGGUGAUAUCGUUGUUAUGACCGGCGCGAGUAGACAAUGCUAUCAUGCGGUUCCGCGUGUGUUUACCGAUUCGGAACUGGUCGAAGAAAUGGGACACAGUGCCGAGCGCUGGGAGGCAACCGACGAUGAGCGCAUCGUGCAACGUAUAGAUGAGACAUGGCACGAAGUUCAGCAGUACAUCCAGUACAGCCGCAUCAACAUAAAUGUAAGGCAAGUGUUAAGGGAGAAUCAGUUGACGCUACAACCGGCCAGUUGA
This is a messenger RNA of Anopheles marshallii, 957 nucleotides long. It is a transcript of the gene AlkB, whose product is annotated as nucleic acid dioxygenase ALKBH1. Gene Ontology annotation, molecular function: broad specificity oxidative DNA demethylase activity; ferrous iron binding; oxidative RNA demethylase activity. Gene Ontology annotation, cellular component: cytoplasm; nucleus. Lineage: Eukaryota; Metazoa; Arthropoda; Insecta; Diptera; Culicidae. Bases 1 to 957 code for a protein of 318 amino acids. The record is from RefSeq and is a predicted model, not a curated record. Gene Ontology annotation, biological process: oxidative RNA demethylation. The transcript is spliced from 3 exons.